AUGCGCGUGUUUAUUGUUACGUGCCUGCUGGGCCUUUCGUUGGCGGCGCCACAAGGAUACAAUUACCAGGCGGGGGGAAAUCUGCAGCUGCCCGGCAUACCCAGCAUACCCGGCUUAGCCGGGCUGCAACAGCAGGCGGCCAGCGUGGAUGAGCAGCGUCUCGUGCAGCAGGCGCUGCAGGCGCCCAAGGUGCAGCAGAUCUUCCAGCAACAGCCGCAGCAGCAGCAGCAGCAGCAGAUCUUCCAGCAGCAGGUCUCCAGCUUUGGCUACAAUCAACAGCCGCAGUCCUACAGUCCCGUCGUCUCCAAGGACAUCUAUGUGCACGUGCCGCCCGCCGAGGAGCCAGAGGAGCGCUAUCCACAGCCCGUGCUGCCCGUGGGCCCACCACGCAAACAUUAUCGCAUUGUGUUCAUUAAGGCGCCGACGCCCAGCGUGAGCAAGGCGGCCGUCCGGGUGCAGCAGGCGCCCGUCGAGGAGAAGACCAUCAUCUAUGUGCUGACCAAGAAGCCCGAUCCGCUCGAGCUGCAAACGGCCAUCGAGGAGGCGGCACCGAAGCCCAUCAGCAAACCGGAGGUGUUCUUUAUCAAAUACAAAACGCAGGAGGAAGCGGCGCAUGCGCAGCGCACCAUACAAGCUCAAUACGAUCAGCUGGGCGGCACCACGCAGGUUUCCGACGAGGGCGUGGCACCGGUCACAUCGGUUAUCGGUGCUCUGGAUAAUCAGGUGGGCACAGGUGCAGGGAUUGGUAGCACGGCAGGCCUCACGGGCGCCGUGCCUAGCAAAUAUUUGCCCGCACAUCUGCGUGCGUGA
Molecule: messenger RNA, 810 nt
Organism: Drosophila novamexicana
Lineage: Eukaryota; Metazoa; Arthropoda; Insecta; Diptera; Drosophilidae
Product: mediator of RNA polymerase II transcription subunit 15
Exons: 3
Coding region: 1-810 (269 amino acids)
Source: RefSeq, a predicted model, not a curated record